Messenger RNA from Ascochyta rabiei, 393 nucleotides. RefSeq lists its product as uncharacterized. Lineage: Eukaryota; Fungi; Ascomycota; Dothideomycetes; Pleosporales; Didymellaceae. Bases 1 to 393 code for a protein of 130 amino acids. The transcript has a single exon. The record is from RefSeq and is a predicted model, not a curated record.
AUGAAUGCUGUCAUCAUUCUCGUCAUACUUACGACACUUGCUCAAGCAGGUCUUAUACCAACCUUGCCACCAAUCUUAGGUCGUGAUGAGUUUCAGAACAGCGCAUUGCAUGUUUCCGCAGGCCGGAAUGCAAUGUUGGUAAGCGACAAGCCUACGCAAGACUACAACACGGUUCAGUAUCGUGCCUACAUUGCAUUUCUGGUGCUUGGCAUCGUACUGGCUGUGUUGUUCCUACCCGUCGUUCUGAGCCGCAGCAUCGUUGGUUGGUAUUGCAAGGAGCAGGAAAAGAAGAAGGUCCAGCAGCGGAACGUCGAUAUGGAAACGGCGACCGCACAGAUGCGUGCUAUGACACAGCCGGAAGUUGUGCACUUGCGUCCUGAGCGAGCGGGUUAA